Messenger RNA from Talaromyces stipitatus ATCC 10500, 1417 nucleotides. RefSeq names its product 3-oxo-5-alpha-steroid 4-dehydrogenase, putative. The transcript has 3 exons. Bases 33 to 1031 code for a protein of 332 amino acids. Gene Ontology annotation, molecular function: 3-oxo-5-alpha-steroid 4-dehydrogenase activity. The record is from RefSeq and is a predicted model, not a curated record. Gene Ontology annotation, biological process: dolichol-linked oligosaccharide biosynthetic process; polyprenol catabolic process. Gene Ontology annotation, cellular component: endoplasmic reticulum. Lineage: Eukaryota; Fungi; Ascomycota; Eurotiomycetes; Eurotiales; Trichocomaceae.
AUCUACUUAAUACAACAGAAGAACAGCCGACAAUGCCAUCAAGUGAGACGUCAAUUGUGCAGAAUAUAUUGGGAAUGGACGUUGCGGAUUUGAUUCGUUUAUGCUUUAUCUUCGCCGCAUGUACAACAUUCACCUUCUUCUCGAUACCUGUCUUGAAUAUCCGAUUUGUCAACUACGGUGCUCGCACAAGCGGCCGAAACAAUGCCGUCCCAUCGAAAUCGGCCGCUCAUGAACCCACUGAUGAAUCUUCGUCGACGCCGUCACACAAUGCCGGAUUCAUAUCGCAACUGAUGGAUACGUUGACAACGUGGCAGGUACCACAUCGAUAUUUUACGCAUUACUACGUGCUUUCUGUCUUGUCCUCCGCAUUCUGGAUCAGCCAGCUUCUCUCGAAAGGUCCGGCUUUCCGUUUCGUUGCGUCCAACAUGAGCGAAGAGCAUCUACAAAACUCCAUGACCGUACAUCAGGUUAUUCUGUGUACGACUCUGAUGCUCAUUCAAGGCGGUAGGAGACUUUAUGAGAGCUUUGCGCUUGCGAAACCUUCGUCGUCUCGGAUGUGGGUUGUGCAUUGGCUAUUGGGUCUAUGCUUCUACGCUGGUAUCACUACAGCUGUUUGGAUUGAAGGGUCGGGGUCUGUGCUAUCCACAACGCUCACCAUCCAUGAUCUGCGAGUAUCUCAAGUUCCAUCUCUGAGGACGCUGUUAUGUCUCCCGAUUUUCCUGAUAGCUUCUGGUACUCAGCAUGAUGCCCAUCAUUACCUUUCCUCCCUGAAAGGAUAUACCGUUCCAAAACAUCCCCUGUUUCAAUGGAUAAUCUGCCCUCAUUAUACAGCAGAAUGCGCGAUAUACCUCUCUCUAGCCUUUCUUGCAGCACCGCAUAGAGAAAUAGUCAACAAGUCUGUUCUAUGUGGGUUGUUGUUUGUCGUGGCGAAUCUGGGUGUCACAGCAUACAACACGGAAAAAUGGUACAAAGCCAAGUUCGGCGAAGAUAGUGUUCGUGGGAAGUGGAAGAUGAUACCUGGUAUAUUCUGAAGAGAUAAAAUCCCCAGAGAAGAACGUAUUACAGGUUGAGAGAAGUUAUCGACAUCAUUUUCCUCGAUUCAGGAAUUUGAUUGAAUUUCCCAACUUCGCUACCUUGAGUACAUCGCGGUAGGUGAGACUGAUUCGAGUCUUUCUCUCGUAAGUCCCUGUUGCGUAGUUCUGCGGGUCUCCGAGGAGGUCCCAAUUACAUAUGGACUCUGGUGUCAGUUUGUCAUCCCUCAGCGUCUCUGCAAUUCCAUGCAGGUACUGAGUAUAUAGACUACCAGUUGUGAUCAACAAGCUCCGAGGUUCUUGCAAAACUCGAUACUUGGGCCCCAUACCCUCUUGGCCGGCACCAACACCAACACUUUCCCUUCCCAUUUUCUUCUCGUAAAGAU